GCUGGAGCUGCACCUCAAACCGUCAGUACGUUGGACGAUGCGUUCCGGAGAACACCGCGAAACAUGUGACGUUUACCGAGAUGUCGUCCGUCAAAAUGCGCGCCGCCGUGGGUUGCAUGGGGAUGAUCAGAGUAUGCAUUGUCCUUUUAUUGAUUGUGUUUGUGAUUGACAGGGUGAAUUGUGCAAAAAACAGGAAUAGACACACGAAUACCUCGCACGCUGUGCAGCAACACUUGCGCUCGAGAGCGCCAGUUGUCGAGAAGGAGACUGAUUUUUUGAAUAAGGGGGGCAAAAUCUGUAUUGGUACAAAUGGACGUAUGUCCGUUCCAUCCAACCGGGACCGCCAUUAUCGAAAUCUCAAGGACCGCUACACGAACUGUACCUACGUCGAUGGAAAUCUAGAACUGACAUGGCUCCAAGACCCAGAUCACCACGACCUCAGCUUCCUCCAGGACAUACGAGAAGUCACUGGUUACGUGCUCAUCUCCCACGUAGACGUGAAGAAGGUAGUCUUUCCAAAGCUGCAGAUAAUAAGAGGAAGGAAUUUGUUUUUAAUGAGCGUAGCCAACCAAAAUUUUUCUUUGAUCGUAACGUUAUCGAAAAUGCAAACACUAGAAUUACCAGCGCUAAAAGAUGUUUUAAGGGGCAACGUUGGUUCAUUCAACAACUACAAUCUCUGUCAUAUCAAAACCAUUAACUGGGCAGAAAUCAUUUCAUUCGGAAACUUCUCUUAUGUUUACAACUUUACAUCUCCUGAGAGGGAAUGUCCUGCUUGUGACAGAGAAUGCGAGUAUGGAUGCUGGGGAGAAGGAAAACACAACUGCCAACAAUUCUCCAAAAUCUUCUGCAGUCCUCAAUGCGCUGGAGGAAGAUGUUUCGGACCAAAACCUAGAGAGUGCUGUCAUCUCUUCUGCGCUGGUGGUUGUACUGGACCUACUCAAAGUGACUGUAUAGCCUGUGUGAAUUUCUACGACGAUGGUGUUUGUACACAAGAAUGCCCUCCAAUGCAGAUUUACAAUCCUAGUACGUAUUCCUGGGAGCCGAAUCCUGCUGGAAGGUACGCGUAUGGUGCUACUUGUGUUAAAAAGUGUCCGGAACAUUUGCUAAAAGAUAAUGGUGCCUGUGUGCGAAUAUGUCCUCCUAACAAACACGCUAAAAACGGUGAGUGCGUACCGUGUGAAGGGCCGUGUCCUAAACCUUGUACAUUUGAUGGUACUAUUCACUACGGCAACAUUAACACUGUUAGGAACUGUACUGUUUUAGAAGGAAACAUAAACAUUUUACAAAAUUCUUUGAACGGGUACCAACACGUAUAUGAAAAUUUUACUUUUGGUGAACGAUACCCUCCGAUGCAUCCUAGUGCCUUAGAAGUGUUCAGUACUUUAAAGGAAAUCACCGGGUACUUAAAUAUCCAAGCGUACCAUUCAGAUUUCAAAAACCUUUCGUGCUUCCGUAAUUUGCAAGAAAUCGGUGGACGGACUUUAUACGAAUAUUCCACCUCGGUGUACAUAGUGAAAACUUCCCUCGAAUCUUUAGAGCUUAGAUCUUUGAAAACCAUCAAAAUGGGAACAGUGGCAAUAUUGGAGAAUCAGCAUUUGUGCUUGACAGAAGGGAUCAACUGGAAGUCUCUACAGAAAAGCAACGAGAGCAAUUUGAUGCUGUUUAAUAAUAGCGAUGCUGAGAGUUGUCGGAAGAGGGGACUGGUGUGUGAUUCUCAAUGUGAUCACAACGGUUGUUGGGGUCCUGGACCAGAUCAGUGCCUUUCUUGUUUGAACUUCAGGCUUGGACAUACGUGCUUGCAGAAUUGCAAUGUGAAACCUGGACUCUAUCGUGCAAGUAACAACGAGUGCAAGCCUUGCCACGAACAAUGCGGCUACUCCUGCCACGGACCUGGAGCUGAUAACUGUACUUCAUGCAAGCAUCUCCGAGACGGAAACUUCUGCGUAUCCAAAUGCAUGAGGAACAAAUACGAGCAACACGGCCUGUGUCAACAAUGCCACGAGAACUGUGUCGAAAGCUGCACAGGACCUUCAAGUACGCUGGGACGAGGAGGUUGUGACGCUUGUGAGCUAGCUAUAGUCAAGGAGAAUACCUAUGUAUGUUUGAAUAGGACUGACACUUGUCCGGAUGGUUAUUAUUUUGAAUACAUUGGACCACAUUCCAUGGAAGGAUCUAAUCCAAAUACAACGGCAGUUUGCAGAGGUUGUCACCCUAGAUGUAAGAAGUGUACCCAAUUUGGAUUCCACAAAUCCAUUUGCCAAGAAUGUACCCAUUUCAAGAAAGGCGAGCAAUGUGAAGACGAAUGCACCCCAGAUUACUAUCCAGACGUAUCCAAGAACGAAUGCAUCGCUUGUGACAAAGAAUGUAGAGGCUGCACCGGCUCUGGCAGUGACAACUGUAUUGAAUGCCACAACUUAAAACUCUUCCCAGACGGUAACAUCGAUAUGAACAGUACCAAAUUUACCUGUGUUUCUUUCUGUCCAUCAGAUUUUCCCUAUAAGGUCUAUCCAGAAGAAGGUCAUGCUUAUUGUUCUGACAUAGCAAGUAGUUCUUUGCUAUCUUCUCCUAAAAACACUUUCGAGAUCUUAAUUAUUGUGGUUGGAGUUACUGUAGGUCUCACCAUAUUACUAGGACUUAUUUAUGCAUUUUGCUACUACCAACGUAAAGAAAAAAUCAAAGAAAAUGCAAUGAAAAUGACCCUAGCAUUAACCGGCUUGGAAGAUAACGAACCGUUGAGGCCUACUAACGUAAAGCCAAACAUAGCAAAACUGAGAAUAAUCAAAGAAACAGAACUCAGAAGAGCUAAUAUUCUUGGAUACGGAGCUUUUGGUAAAGUGUAUCAAGGAGUCUGGAACUUGGAGGGAGAAAACUCAGCUAAAAUUCCAGUCGCAAUAAAAGUUUUACGAGAAGACACUGGAGCUAAUACUAGUAAAGAUUUCUUAGAUGAGGCUUAUAUUAUGGCAACAGUAGACCAUCCCAAUCUCCUGCAGCUACUUGGAGUUUGCAUGACGUCGCAGAUGAUGUUGGUAACACAGCUUAUGUACUUGGGCUGUCUUCUAGAUUUUGUACGAAACAAUAAGGACAGAAUUGGUUCAAAAGCUUUGCUAAAUUGGUCUACGCAGAUCGCUAGAGGAAUGGCCUAUCUGGAAGAAAAGCGUUUGGUCCACAGAGAUCUUGCAGCUAGGAAUGUUCUUCUGCAGACACCAGGUUGUGUGAAGAUAACCGACUUUGGUUUAGCCAAGCUCUUAGAUAUAAACGAAGAAGAGUACAAAGCCGCUGGCGGCAAAAUGCCUAUCAAAUGGUUGGCCUUGGAAUGUAUCCAACAUCGAAUCUUCACCCACAAGUCUGACGUUUGGGCGUUCGGUGUUACACUAUGGGAAUUGCUAACUUUUGGUGAGCGCCCUUAUGACAAUGUUCCUGCUAGAGAUGUACCUGAAUUAUUAGAGAAAGGAGAGAGGUUGCCUCAGCCUGAGAUAGCUAGCAUCGAAGUUUAUAUGAUAUUGAUAAAGUGCUGGAUGCUAGAUGCGGAGAGCAGGCCUUGCUUUAAGGAGUUGGAAGAUGAUUUCUUCAAGAUGGCCCUGGAUCCUGGAAGGUAUUUGGCGAUACCGGGAGAUAAGUUCAUGAGGCUGACGAGUUUCCCCAAUCAACAGAGCAACAGAGAAAUUGUAAAAAGUCUUGCCUCAGUGAUAGAAUCCUCCGAAGGUACGUUUGAAAACGACGGCCACCUCCAACCAAAAUCCCGUGCACCUUUGAACGCCAGUGGUUUAAUAAUCCCCUCAAUGUCCCCGUCCCCAAGCAACAACAGCUAUUGGCCCUCUGCUCAACCGAUGACAUCUGAUGGAAGCACUUCGCAGUACCAGAAUCAUCUGAACCAAAAGCUGUUGCGAUAUGCACAGUCCCAUGGAUUCGACUCCAGUAUUCCCACUCAAUCUGAUGCUUCGAGCAUCAAAUACUGUGGUAAUUCCCUGAAGCUCAGGGACGAUAUUGGUUCUGACGAGUACGACUCAGUGGCGAGAUCACAAGCUAAAGUAGGUACCUUGAAAUUGGAUCUUCCAGUGGACGAAGACGAUUAUUUGAUGCCUUCUCCGCAACAGAGUCAAGGAAACACUACUUACGUCGACGUUAUCGAUACCAAGAAUACCGACAAUCCUAACCAAGCCCCCUUCACCAACUACCAAGAUCUCUACAAGAACAACGUAGAUAAUCCUGAAUAUCUGAUGAACAACGAUCCUCCCAGCCAAACCGUCGGUCUUCCUACAGUGUCAGAGUUUGUUUCUUCUGGCAACUUCGACAAAGCUUCUGGUUUCAUGCCCCCUCCAGCGUACUUACCUCAGAAAUCAGAAGAAGAAUCUGAUCAUGAAUAUUACAACGACUUCGAUAGGCUGCAAAGAGAGUUGCAACCUCUUCAGAAAAAUAAGGAUGGAUCUAUUGUUUGAUUUUCAGGAUUAUCUGGUGUACAUCGCACAAAACUUAAUGUACAAAAUUGUUAAUACAAAGUCAGUAAAACUGAGCUAUUAGAGUACUGUUCAGUUCAAAUCUAAUGAUAGAUAUGAUCUUUUAUCUGAAGAAGAAAAACAAACAUGGGUCUUUUGGAUCUACCAUGUAUUAAUGGUAGAGGAUCUGCAGAAUCCUCCUAUGUGAUUGUUACGUCUGUAUGAAUCACAUAUUCUAAGGAGAAAUGCUGCCAAAAUGCAUACUAUCAGAAAUUGCAUUUUUUUAACAUCUUGAACUUGCUUUUAGUGAAAUAGAAGCAAGUAUCUUCAGUCACAAUGGUGUACUUCAUUUUUUAUAAAACCAGCACCUUUCAAAGUUUCACCAUGCAUGAUUUUUGCGUUUAUCUUCAUUCAGGACUCGAAAUGUGACUUGCACGUCUUGGCAAAACAAAUUUGCACAUCUUAUAAUAACUUUGAUUGAUUGCUUCACCACGUAAGUUCGAGCAUAUACUAACAGAGGCAGCCUCAAUCACUUUCAAUGCUUUGAACAUGACAAGAGUGAAAUACAUAAAACACCAUGCUGUCUCUCUUGUACCUCGUAGCCAGCGGUUCGCCUUUUGUACAGGAAAGUAGAGGGUUUGAGAUUGACCAAUCAGAGCUAGUUGUCAGAGAGACAGGAUGUAGUUUUAUUUGACUAUCUGCAAGAUAUAGUGCAGUAUAUUAAGGUUUAUAACUCUGAAUUCCAUCAACUUGCAUAGCUUUUCUUGAAAUUUUGACAGUAGAGAAUACCUUAACAAGCAAAACCUACCUAGGUUGAAGUGUACUUUUACCUUGGGGGUAGAAUCUACCCUAACUGGAGAUUUGGAAGCUUUAUAUUGAAAAAACCUCAAGAAUUAGUUGAAACAUAUUUUUAAGCAAAAAUGUUCUAUAGAAUUUCUUCGAAAAAUCCAAUAGAGACGUUAUGAUUGAAAAUUUCAAUUUUGCUCAUGUUUUCAACGGAUUUUUCACGAAUAACUCAAAAACUUUACAUUUUAUCAAAAAAUCUAUAAAUGGAUAAAAAGUCGAAAAUAUUGCAAUUUUUGAUUUUUUACGAGCUAUAUUUUAUCCAUUAACAGUUUUUUUUCGAUAAAAUGUCAAUUUUAUGAGUUAUUGAUGAAAAGUCAAAAUUCAAUGACGAAUAAGUCUACAAAUAUUGAUUUUUCGAAAACAAAACUCGGUUGAAUAUUUUUUGUUUAGAAUGUAGGUAUUUUUCUAUCCCUUUGUAAAAAAUAUUUUUCCUUUAAUCGUAAUAUUAGUAUUAUUUUUUCUAUGUCUAUGAGACUUUUUUUUAACAUACCUCUUCUUAAUCACUUUUUUAUCUAAUUUUUUAUGCGAUUUUAAUCUUUUUUGAUAUAUGUAGGUACCUACUUAUUUUUUUUAUUUUGUAUUAUUUAUUUUCUUGUGUGUUUUUUUAUUUUUUUCUUUAUUUUUGAACGUAUGUCAAUAAACUUUUCAUAAAAGCACAGUUCAGCAUAGGGUAGAUUUUGAAGUCAAGGACAAAUAGAGGUUAAUUUCAAAAUUUCAUCAAAAUCGAUGUGUGUUGAUGGAAACCUGAGGUGAUACCUAAUUAAGAUCGAUUUAAUUUGAAUGGAACAGUACCUCUAUUAAUUUAGUUUUAUUGACACUUUCUAGAUCCUUAAGGCCUUUUGUACUUUCAUUUUGGAGGCAAGGCUGUGGUAAACGAUCAUUUUUAUGAUACUUAAUUAGGUUUAGGAAUCGUUUAACUGUAAUGUCAAAACUUUGACAAUAACUGAGUGCCAUGGAAAUGGCGUAAUCUAUGUACAUAAUUUUGCAUGAACUUUAUCCUUUUUCGGAAACAGGAAAUAUUGUUAUAAAUUGAGUACAAUCUGACCAAAUGUUUUAUAUUUUGUGAUUUUUAAAUUCUACGAUAUUGUGGGUUUCUAAUUGUUUCGAUAUUAUGUUCAGACAAUGUAAGGGAGGUUGUAAGGAUUAUUGAUAUUAUUUUAAUUUUUGUUUUAUUUUAUAACAUUUUUUAUCGCCAUAUUUUUUAUGGAAAGUAUUCUGUAUUUCCUGUAUGGAAGAAUCAAUAGCUCUUUAGAUAAUGUUAUAUAAUUAUAUACCUAUAUGUGUUAGGUAUAACAAAUUACACAGGCCAACAAAAAAAUUUUAUGCUGAAGCCAAAUUCGGUCUUAGUUUUUUUGUAACAUCGUAGUUUUUGAGCAAACCUGCUUUUAUGGUAAAAUUAGUGAAAAGCUGUAUUGAAUCACCAUCGUUGUUUUUAUUUACAGUAGGUUUUCAUCCUAACUGUUACCUUCUUAACAUGUUUACUAGAAGGAAAGGUAGAAGGCCAGAGUCAAAGAGUAAGAUCUCCACAUACAUGAUUGGCAAACCAAAUGAAGACUGUGGUGAGACAAUCCCUUCAUGAAGCAUCCGACUGGCACAGAAUCACAUCCAAGGAGACAGCAAGCUAACAGUAUUUAGAAUGUUACCACGCCCUGAUGGGGGUUCAGGGGAUAAGGAGAAGAACAUGUUAUCUACAAUAGUACCAUAUUCUAGGUCUUUUGUAUUUCCUAAGAAUUUUGUAACAACCUGCUUGAAUUAUACCCAUGAUUCUUUCUCAUGUAUGGUCAUUGUAGUUUCAAAGUUAAUGUCGAACAUCAUUUUUCGAAUGUUGGGUCCUACAAAGACGCCUUCUUUAAAAUAAAAUCAAUGGGAAAAUACCCAGUAGGGUAUUACUCUACACCAUAAUUAAAAAAUCAUACAGAAGUAAAAACUUCGUUUGUACAAUGGUAUAAAAAAAGUUGAUUAAAAACUAUUAAAAGUCAUCCAAAAGGAUUGGCAAAACGUUUUCGAUCUAGAUCAGAUCAUCUUCAGUGCCUAGAACGAAGUAUUUCCACGUUAGAAUGAAUGCAAAAGGUUAAAAUUUUGACUAGUUGAAGAAAAAAUGUGGUAAUACUUUCGUUCUGCUUAGUACAUGGAACUAGCAACCGUAUGAAAUUGGUAACAUCGAGAAAUAUGGUUUACAUGAUAAAUAUAAUAUUUAAAGCGACUUUAAUAUCGAGCUUUUGACCAGUACUCGUUCAAUAACCUCCAAAACUCUCUCCUCUCUUUCUCUCAAUAAUAAUCUCCUGAGACCCAAGUAUCUUUUUUACUUGGUGUCACAAAUAAUUUUAAUAAGUAUAGUUCUUGUAACUUACUCUCUUGGACUUUACAGAAUCGAAGAGGUUUUUCUUCUCAAUUUGAUUUGUCUCUCGUUCCAUUUUUCAGCUACUCUCCACUAUCAAACAACCACUAGUACUUGCUUCUGAACUAUACGCGAAAACUUUCGACUGUCUUUCUCGGAUGCCGACUACACAAUCCUUUUUCUUUUCCAAAACUGUCUCAACAUUCAAACUUCCCUUUCCCCAUUCCAAAUUGUCAAGCCAAUCAGAAACAUUUCUCUUUCCACAUUCCUCUUCGAAAAACCAGGCAUUCUUUCAAACAAUACUUCUACUCAUCCUAAUCACUUUCCGGAAAUUAUACAAAUACUCUUGUGCUUAAAACAAACAGACUUAAAAUUCCAAAUCGCUCUACCUUUAUUUUUCUAAAAACUAAUAAUUACAGCUACCUGUGGAUUUUACCUUCCCGUAACAAACAAUCUUUUUAAAUUAUAAUCCGAAAUAAAUUGUCAUUUCACUUCACUGUAUUUACAAAUGUCUUUAAGUCUUCAGGGAAAAACUCAUUAAGGAGAAACCCACUGCGUAAAAGCUACCUUCUACAUAGUUACAAAUCAAUAUACAGGGUGUAUCAAAUUUAUGUGCCCGCGUUAUAAUUAAAAAUUUAAAUUUUUACUCUAUCUUUGAUUGAUAAAGUGAUACAUAAUAAAUUGAAGAAUCUCAGAUGCAGAAUCCACCAAUUUAAUAAGAAUUAAAAAUGGUAAAUAGUAUUUUAAAACUGAGAUUUUUCGUGUUGAAAGUUCUUACUGGUACAUCCCUUAAUCUGCGACUUUUUCGAAAACAUACUUUUUCACAAGGGUAUUUAUCCUACCCUUUACAGAGUUUCUUCCAAAUUAGUGAAGACGAUUGUUAUGAAUAACUAACAAUUAUUUUAGAUAUUUAUUUUACACAUUUCAAAAAAUUUGAAUGAUUCAGAGAAGAAUCCAGAAGAAUAUUUGGUUAAGAAAUUACCAGUAUACAGUGGCGUACGCGCCAUAUUAUAAAGGGUUACAACUCUCUUACAUUGAAUAAUUUUGUACCUUUUUACAAAAGUUGUAUGUUUUACAUAUUUUAAAUAUUAAUUUUAAUACCAGUCUCGAACUGAAUAUUUCCUGUAAUCCUAUUGUAUAUAAUUGUAGUAAUUCAGGGUGAGUUAUUAGGGGAAAAGUGAUGCCAAUCCUAAAUAUUCUUGCCCAGCCUAUCUGUGAUAAAACUUAAUGUAGCUUACCGAGUGUAUAGAAUAAGUAAGGUUAUUGAAAAAUAUAUAAAAACGUUCAGUUGGAGCUCAUUUUCUCGAUGGACAAUUUUGUAAAUGUACAGAUGACAGCAAUAUCCGGAACCGCCAAGGUCAGAGCGAUCGAAAACUUUCAAUAUGCGACGUUGUCAGAUCAAUCAGAUUUAAAGGGGUUUUCGGAUUUUUAUUUGUUACCUUUUUCACAGUAAAAUUUCUUUCUGCUUCUUACGUAAAUUUUAGAACAUUGUGUACAAUUUCACACGAUUUUGUACUUAGUGUUUUAUUUUUUACGGCACUUGUAAUAUUCAUAUUUAUUUAAAAAAAAAUUAAAUGUAUUCUAAAUAAACAACUAUUCCUCGAGUGUAUCUGGCAACGUCGCAAAGCCACUGAUUUCGUGCAAAAUGCAUUUUAAAUGGAUGUUUACUCUUUGCACCAACGCGUUCAACCGAAGACCUCUCCUUGAUUUGCUACCUGAGUGACAUUCGCGGUGUCAGACAUUACAGUUGUACAUUAGAUCUGCAAAUCUAGAUUUCAAUAUAACUUAUUUCUCUUCUGAGCAUUUUUUAGAUGUUUUUAUUUAUAAUUCUUUUGUUUGGAGUUUUUUGCUGACCUUCUGAGGAAACCCAUUUUUGUUGUCAGUAUUUGGUGUCCUGUUCAUCAAUUGAGUUGGUGAAACCAGAAUUCGUCUGUUAGCGAGCUUUUCAUAAGUGAAUAAAUGGGCAGGUUUUUUUCCAUUUUUUUCAUUUUUAGUUUUUCUCUUUUUUUUAUGUAUUGUGGUAGUACCUUUCUACGUUCAUUGUAAAAUGUUUUUCCAAUUAUAUUUUUUCCAAUUUAAACUUUUUUUUUAAAUUUUACAAUUUUUUUAAACUUAUUUUAGAUUAUUCUAGAAAAUGAGCUGAAACUGACGUUCUUUAAGAAAAUGUUUAGCACAAGUUACAUCAUGUUAGAUUUUAUUUUAUUUUUUUUUUCGAAUAAUAGAACCAAAUCUCAGCGAAAAUCUCAUUUGUACGUAAUUUUUGUAUAGGAAUAGUAAGAAGGGGUUUCAAAAAUGUUAUUACUUAUUUUUUUUGUUAUUAGCACUAAAACUGUGCCAUUUUCUACGAAGAGUGCCUUGUAAUUUUAUCAGACAUUUCCAUAUUAGUACAUUUAUAAAGAUUUUUAAUAAAAGCUAUAUUUUAAAAAUA
This is a messenger RNA of Diabrotica virgifera virgifera (western corn rootworm), 10045 nucleotides long. RefSeq names its product epidermal growth factor receptor (gene Egfr). The record is from RefSeq and is a predicted model, not a curated record. Bases 81 to 4436 code for a protein of 1451 amino acids. Gene Ontology annotation, molecular function: transmembrane receptor protein tyrosine kinase activity; ATP binding. Gene Ontology annotation, biological process: cell surface receptor protein tyrosine kinase signaling pathway; protein phosphorylation; multicellular organism development. Gene Ontology annotation, cellular component: basal plasma membrane; signaling receptor complex. The transcript has 5 exons. Lineage: Eukaryota; Metazoa; Arthropoda; Insecta; Coleoptera; Chrysomelidae.